AUGGACUUCUUAGAGCGCGCUGCUAAAACUUCAAUUCAAAGGCUUGAACAGUUAGAUAGAGAAAUCAACGCUCAACAACAACAACAACAACAACAACAGCAACAACAAAGCAAUCGCGAUGCUCGUGAGGAUUCUGCGAAAAGAGUGCUUCCAGAUGAGCAGCUGUUUUUGAGGACAAAUGAGUUAUUAGAGAUACGAGAGGCGCAAAAGAGGGAUUUAGAACGCAUACUGUCGAAAACAUUAUUAACAAACGAUAGCGCAGUGCGACAAACCGAACGUAUCGAUCGAUUAAAUGUACAAAUAUCUCACGAACGUGCUCUGAGAGCAUCUAUAGAAGCGAGAACAGCAGGAAAUUUUGAUGAUGAUGAAACAAGCACAUCCGGUGACAUCAAUGUGGUCCAAGCGCUCGUUCACGCUCAGAAAGAGCUCUCGAUGGAAACGAGAUUGAGAGAUGAACGUUUAGAGUCCUUACUCGCUGUAGAGCUGAAUCGAGAUGACGCAAAACAGAAGUUAGAAAGGCUGGAUGGACAGAUAAGCAAGGAAAUUGGGACGAUAUCUGGUGCGAACAAUCGUAAUUACGAAGCAGCAAUGCCGAAUCCCACGCAAGAAGAAUUAGAACACGUGCGAGAGAAAGUUCGAACACGAAGACAAACACUGAGUGAACAGACCCGCACGAAUACAAACAGGGUUGGUUCUUCGAUUCAAGAAGUAGAGUUGGAGGCUUCAUUGAACGCAAAAGCAGAUGAACUCAUCCAAGCGCAGAUUGCAAUCGAACGCCACACUAGUGAAAUAGCCACCUUAGCGAUGCGACGCGACGCCGCCGCUUCGACUUAUUCCAAAACAUCGACGUACGACGCUUCGAUCGAUCCAGCUACGAGCGCUCGCAACUUGCUGCAUUUCGAUGAGCAGAGAAAUGUGUUUGAACAUUUUCGAAUGCACAUCGCUAAGUUCAUUGGGCAUCGAAGAGCAGGGAAAUGGUAA
This is a messenger RNA of Bathycoccus prasinos, 981 nucleotides long. RefSeq lists its product with no specific name. The record is from RefSeq and is a predicted model, not a curated record. The coding region runs from base 1 to 981 and encodes 326 amino acids. The transcript is spliced from 2 exons. NCBI's taxonomy places the organism in Eukaryota, Viridiplantae, Chlorophyta, Mamiellophyceae, Mamiellales, Bathycoccaceae.